Salarias fasciatus (jewelled blenny) is the source of this 1683-nucleotide messenger RNA. It is a transcript of the gene chrna9a, whose product is annotated as cholinergic receptor, nicotinic, alpha 9a. NCBI's taxonomy places the organism in Eukaryota, Metazoa, Chordata, Actinopteri, Blenniiformes, Blenniidae. Gene Ontology annotation, molecular function: acetylcholine-gated monoatomic cation-selective channel activity; transmembrane signaling receptor activity. Gene Ontology annotation, cellular component: postsynaptic membrane. The transcript is spliced from 7 exons. The record is from RefSeq and is a predicted model, not a curated record. Gene Ontology annotation, biological process: monoatomic ion transmembrane transport. Bases 1 to 1662 code for a protein of 553 amino acids.
AUGAGGAAGGCAACGAUGAUGGUUUGGAUCAGCCUCUUGCUGCAAGUUUCCAACUGUGCCCAGGGCCACUAUGCCCAAAAACUUCUGAAUGAUUUGAUGGAGGACUACUCUAACGCGCUGAGGCCUGUGGACGACACGGACAAAGCCCUCAACGUCUCCCUGCAGAUCACCCUGUCACAGAUCAAAGAUAUGGAUGAGAGGAACCAGGUGCUAACGACAUACCUGUGGAUCAGGCAGGUCUGGCAUGAUGCCUACCUCAAGUGGGACAAGGAGGACUACGAUGGCCUCGAGAUGAUCAACAUCCCCAGUGAAAAAGUUUGGAAGCCGGACAUCGUUCUCUACAACAAAGCGGACGAGGAGUCGUCAGGUCCUUCCAACACAAACGUCAAACUGCGUUAUAACGGACAGAUCACCUGGGACUCUCCGGCCAUCACGAAGAGCACGUGUGUGGUGGACGUCUCCUACUUCCCUUUUGACUGGCAGUCGUGCAAUCUGACCUUCGGCUCCUGGACCUACAAUGGCAACCAGGUGGACAUCAGUUUGAGCAUGGACACAGGCGACCUGUCAGACUUCGUGGAGAACGUGGAGUGGGAGUGUCACGGCAUGCCGGCGGUCAGAAACGUCAUGAUGUACGGUUGCUGCCCCGACCCUUACACCGAAAUCACCUUCACCCUGCUGCUGAAACGCCGCUCGUCUUUCUACAUCUUCAACCUGCUGCUGCCCUGCUUCCUCAUCUCCUUCCUGGCCCCGCUGGGCUUCUACCUGCCGGCCGACUCGGGCGAGAAGGUUUCCCUGGGUGUCACGGUGCUGCUGGCGCUCACUGUCUUCCAGCUGCUGGUGGCAGAGAGCAUGCCGCCUGCAGAGAGCAUGCCCUACAUAGGAAAGUACUACAUUGCCACCAUGACGAUGAUCACGGCCUCCACCUCUCUCACCAUAUUCAUCAUGAACAUUCAUUUCUGCGGUGCAGAGGCCAAACCGGUCCCUCACUGGGCCAAAGUGCUCAUCAUCGACUACAUGUCGAAGAUCUUCUUUGUGUACGAAGUGGGGGAGAACUGCACGACCCCAGAGAGCGAGAGGACCCCACUGUACCCAGAAGAACCGCUAAGCGAUAAGAGCUAUUACCAUGACGACCGUUUCCAAGAUGGCUUCCACCAUCACAACAGUGAUGCCUACAAGUACAGCAAUGGCCAUGGGGGACAUCCUCACACUAAGCACCAGCGAAGCCAGGCGAACGGCAACGCCAACGGCGGCCAUCGUCACUACGACAACCGCAGCAGCAGCGCCUCCAGGCUGGAGAGGGGCGAGGUGAAGCACGAGCCCCCGCGGCACUACCACCACAUCAGGAGGGACGACCUGGACUACCGGGCGCCUCCACCCCCCGGGAAGCUACAGCACCUGAACGAGGCGCUGAAGGAGCAGAUCCUCUUCUCCUCGGAGAAGAUUCAGAUCCCGUCGUGCCCCUGCUGCUGCCCCUGCCUCCAACACAAACAGGUGGUGAAGAACAUCCAGUACAUCGCCAACUGUUUCCGUGAGCAGAGAGCGACGUGCGUCAAGGUGGCGGAGUGGAAGAAGGUGGCGAAGGUGAUGGAUCGAUUUUUUAUGUGGAUCUUUUUCGUCAUGGUCUUCCUCAUGAGCAUCCUCAUCAUUGCCAAGGCGUCCUGACACAUUUGGCCGCCACGACUC